This is a messenger RNA of Striga asiatica, 927 nucleotides long. Lineage: Eukaryota; Viridiplantae; Streptophyta; Magnoliopsida; Lamiales; Orobanchaceae. The record is from the annotation of a GenBank genome assembly.
AUGGAGUGUAUGUUCUGUUUCUGUGGGGCUGUUUCUCCCCUUUUCCCACUUGCUUCCAUGUUUGUAAGCAAGGNUGCGAGAUUGGCGGUGGAAUUGGGCCGGCUACUGGCGCCGCGUCGCACCGUAGUCAAGCUCGCUCGCAAUCUGGAUCCCGAGACAACAUUGAGGCUUCUGAACAUCCUUUCUGAAUGCCCACAUCUUCAUUUGGUGGAUGGAGAAGAAGCAGCGCUGUCAGGUUUUAUCUGGAAUUUUGCCAUCCAAAUGGCGAAUUCCAUUUUGUUGGGUGUAGGACUUUCAGCUAUUUACAACGGCGAGGUUGAGACAUUUCUCAACACACUGACACGGUUGCUGCUAGGGUACUUGUGGCUAGGUUCAGGGAAAAUGUUCUCGAGAGGGAACCGGGGCGGGGAUUGGCGGAGGCUGUUCUCCUCGGUGACGUGGCUGAAGAAAACGUCUUCCACAGGACUGGCCUCCCCCCAGCUCCUCGUUUUCUUGAGGAAGAUGCCGAUGACCGUGCUGGCGGCGAGGGAGAUGCUGCUGGCGGCGAGGGAGAUGCUGCUAGCCGUGCUGAAGAGUGAUAGAAGAGUUUUGCUAAUACAAAUAUGCAAAAAACUGUAUGGACUUUCUGAUCUUCUGAUGGGCUAUCUCGUUACAUUACUGCCAUUGGUAGUCUUUAACUACUGGCAAAGGCAUGAUAUUAAAGGAACACUCAGUGCAAUUGGCAAAGUGGAUGUUCCAUCUAUUGCUGCAGUGAGGUCGCUGCCGGUGUCGAGGAUCAUGUGGAAGGGCUUGGCCGGGGUGCCGACCCCAAUGCGAGUGAAGUACUCACUGCUGCUCAUUGAGAGGCCGGAGAAUACGGAGCUGAGGGUUUCCGAGAGGCGAUGGUUCUGGCCCAGAGGGACUCACGGGUGGAGCUGGAGGAUGUGA